This is a messenger RNA of Hippopotamus amphibius kiboko, 2276 nucleotides long. Its product is annotated as histone H2B type 2-E. Gene Ontology annotation, cellular component: nucleosome. Gene Ontology annotation, molecular function: structural constituent of chromatin; DNA binding; protein heterodimerization activity. NCBI's taxonomy places the organism in Eukaryota, Metazoa, Chordata, Mammalia, Artiodactyla, Hippopotamidae. The coding region runs from base 45 to 425 and encodes 126 amino acids. The transcript has a single exon. The record is from RefSeq and is a predicted model, not a curated record.
AUUCUCAUACUUCUUUCCUUUGCUAACUGGUGUUGUGUUCAACAAUGCCGGAGCCUGCAAAAUCCGCUCCCGCGCCCAAGAAGGGCUCGAAGAAAGCCGUCACCAAAGCCCAGAAGAAGGACGGCAAGAAGCGCAAGCGCAGCCGCAAGGAGAGCUAUUCCAUCUACGUGUACAAGGUGCUGAAGCAGGUGCACCCGGACACCGGCAUCUCGUCCAAGGCCAUGGGCAUCAUGAACUCGUUCGUCAACGACAUCUUCGAGCGCAUCGCGGGCGAAGCGUCGCGCCUGGCGCAUUACAACAAGCGCUCGACCAUCACGUCUCGGGAGAUCCAGACGGCCGUGCGCCUGCUGCUGCCUGGCGAGCUGGCCAAGCACGCUGUGUCCGAGGGCACCAAGGCGGUCACCAAGUACACCAGCUCCAAGUGAGUCCCCGCUGGGACGCGGCGCUCGCCCGAGUCGCCGGGCCGCUUGACUUUCCAAAGGCUCUUUUCAGAGCCACCCACUUAAUCCCCAGAAAAGAGCUUUGUUCACUUGUUUUUCCUUAGUUCCUUUCACAAAGUAAAUUGUUCUAGUCGGCUAAAAGCAAUGGAAUAAGGCACACGUAGCUUUUAAGCUCUCUAUGACUUGAGGUUCCCGGCGCGUGACUGGCUUUGCUUUCCAAUCUAGGACGCGUCUUAACCCCUCACUGCUUGCUUAGCUUUUCUAUGAGUCAGUUCUAAAUUAGGAUACUGAGACUGCUCCUCCCCACCCUCCGCUCCUAGACUGUUGUCCUGGUGGCUCUGUUGGGUAUGUUUCAUCGGUGUUCUAAAACGAAGUGAUUUCGGCCAUCAUUUAAGAAAGGACCCCAAGACACAACUGAGCCCGGGUCCUGCGAACACUGCGUCACAACCCUGAAGAAUUCUGCCGAGAGUUUGGCAGCUGCCUGGGUGCUCAGUCACCAGUUACGCUCAGAGAUGUGGCCGCCUGUGGAUACAGGCGGUUCGCGGCACUUAGGACAGAGCCCGCGCUGCCUGGUCUCAGCUUUUCCCUGAUUGGACGACAUGAAUAUUUAAAAUCUCGCGCCACUCCAGAAUUCAUAGAUUCUGGUUGGUUUCCGUCACUCACUGGCGCUUUGAAAUUCCUAUUAUUUCUUGGUUGGUGGAUCAUUUUUGCAUUUAAUUCUCUUUUCUUGGAGCGUUCUGACCUCAAGUCGCUGCAAGGCACUAGCCAUUUUAGUAUAGGCUCAAACGUCACCUCUCAGACACCUACCCAAGUCCUCCACUCAGGAAUUUGCCUUUCUCUGUUCCUGCCUGUCCUUGUCCCUCACUCUAGUUUAUCUUCAUCCUAGCAGCUGUCAGAAAUGGUAUUGUUAGUUUAUUUUCUUGCUUACGGUCUUUCUCCUCAAGCCCUUAGAAAUUUUGCUGGUCUGGUUUUCCUUUGUAUUGUCAGUGCCAACCAGUGCUGGGCGCUCAGGGGACACUUCAAUACUUAUUGAAUUAAUAUUUGUUGAAUUAAUUUUAAUGUCCCACUCUUUUUAAAUCGCUUCCCUGGAUGGAUGGGUGCAGUUCCUUUCCCGUAGGUGUAUGUGAAGACGUGAUGAAAAUGGAAAUGUUUUUGGAGCUCCUUCCCCAAGUCUGUGGUCACCUCAGGGCAACAGCUGGGAGGAGGCCUGUGUUAAGAAUUUUUUUUUUUUUUUUCUCUCAUGAAGGAGGAGGUGGCAGUUUUAAGUCCUUUCUUUAUGCUUCUCAAUUUGGCUUAAUCUCUUGGAUUUUCAUUAAAUUCAAGACGUGGUCACUAGAAGAUCCUUUUCCUUUCUUCAUUUGUGACACCCUCCUUCCAUCCUGAUCUUUUGUUCCCCACAGAGCUGAGCUUUUAGUUUACAUUCACCAUCUCAUUUGCUUUUCUGGAGACCCUAUAAAAUAGACAAGGUUAAUAUGUAUUUAAAAAAGAGGUUAAGAGAAGCAAAGUGAUUAGUCCAUUGGUCAUGCAGCUGACAUUGUCCACCUUUGUAUCCUCAGAUGCGAAGACAAUUGCAUUUUAGUUUUAUUUUGUGUAAGUAAAGAAUGUUGAAUAUUUCUGUCCAAGCCUUGAUUUUGCUAAUAGACAUUGAUGGUAUGAUUAGUUAUUCAACUCUGCUUUUGGGUAAGGGGUCCUGGAGUUGAGUGCAGCAGGGGUUUCAUGAAUCCAAAUGGACUCCAGACAUUAUCAGAGACGAAUAAGUCUUAUGUUUCCUACAUGUGUGUUUUCAGGUGUGUGUAGAUGCUAUUGUUAUUAAUAAAGUUACCAGUCAAUUUAAAA